AUGCCAUCGCAAACCAAGAAGAAGGACACGGUGACUAGGAACUUGGAGACGCGUUACGAUCCGUUCCAAAUGCCACGUUCGUUUUCGAUGGACCGAAACCGACCAAACGUCAUCAGAAUGGACAUGAGUGGAAGCAUGAACUAUCGCCGAGAGCCAAUCAUCAUGGCUCGCUUCCAUCAGCCACCAGACUCGCCAUCGCAACAACUCUAUUCUGGUCCAUCGAUUACCAACUCGAACAACACUUCGACGGCUCAGGCAGCUCAACCAAACCAGCUGAUCAAGCAAGUGCAACUGGUCCAGCCGUUCUCCAUAAAUGCCACGCAAUUCAACCGAAGUGCGGCCAGCACCCAACAAAAUGGGAACAAUUUCAUUUCGGGACCAACUCAAUUCCAGCAGAACCCAGUCGUUCAAAGCUCAUAUCAGACCGACAUCCUCUGCACCAUCGCCAUCGCCACCUACUUCUGCGCCAUUCACAUUUUCAACCUGCUCACCGACUACCUGACCGUUUCAAAGGAGCUGACACGCACCAUCGGAAUCAGUGCCAUUGUUUUUGUCAUCCUUCGUUUUGCCGAUUAUCUUUACUGCUGA
Messenger RNA from Caenorhabditis briggsae, 588 nucleotides. The record is from RefSeq and is a predicted model, not a curated record. Bases 1 to 588 code for a protein of 195 amino acids. Lineage: Eukaryota; Metazoa; Nematoda; Chromadorea; Rhabditida; Rhabditidae. The transcript has 5 exons.